Morone saxatilis (striped sea-bass) is the source of this 6480-nucleotide messenger RNA. Its product is annotated as ceramide kinase-like. Lineage: Eukaryota; Metazoa; Chordata; Actinopteri; Moronidae. The record is from RefSeq and is a predicted model, not a curated record. The coding region runs from base 218 to 1921 and encodes 567 amino acids. The transcript is spliced from 14 exons. Gene Ontology annotation, molecular function: kinase activity.
UCCUCCAACUUCCGGUUAGAAACCGCUAUCUGUCAGAAAAAAAAAAUCCAGAGCUGGAAUCCGCUACUCGGACGCUUUAACGGAGACCGCUGCUGCUGGAAAGUCGUUUUCGGGGUUUGAAGCCUCUCAGGACACACAGAGAGAACAUGCCCGGGUGGAGGUAACCGUCCCGGGACUGUCAGCCUGCUGAAGGACGGAGCAGGACGGAGAGACGCAGAUGGAGAGGCCGGGCAGGCUGCUGCUGCUGUCCGAGCUCCGCGUCAGAAACACCGCGUACGACGUGAGCCUGAGCCGGUCCCUGCUCACCUGGAAAAGACGGAUUUCCAGCCCGGUGUACCACCCAUUUAGACCCAGGUUUUGUGUUCCUUCGUUCCCUCGUCGACCAGACUCAGGUGUAUGUCACAGUGUGUCAGUGUCAGAGAUCAUCUCUGUGAGAGAGGAAGAGGAGGAGGAGAACAGCAGCAGACGAAGAGACGAUGGCAGCUGGAAAAAGAUCAAAGAGAGAGAAGGGAAGGACUGCAGGCAGGCCUUCACAGUGUUGUAUGUGGAGAGGUGUCGGCAGCACCGCUGGCGGUGUGCUGAGGUCACAUUCACGUGUCCAGAGGAGGCGCUGUAUCAGCGCUGGGUCAGCAGCAUCAGAGAGCAGCUCGCCUCUAUCACCAGCAGACCCAAACACCUGCUGGUCUACAUCAAUCCGUACGGCGGGAAGCGUCAGGGCAAACACAUCUACGAGCAGAAGGUCGCACCGCUGUUUGCCCAGGCAGGCGUCUCCACGCAUGUCAUCGUGACGGAGUACGCCAAUUAUGCUAGGGAUCACCUGAGAACGGAGGCGGAGCUGAAGAAGUUUGAUGGGGUGGUGUGUGUCGGAGGGGACGGCAUGUUCAGUGAGAUCAUCCAUGGGCUGAUCUGGAGGACACAGAUCGAUGGCAGCGUAGAUCCAAACUGUCCGGAUCAAACUCUCCUUCCCAGCUCACUUCGCAUUGGAAUCAUACCUGCAGGUUCAACAGAUUGUAUCUGCUUUGCCACUGUGGGCACCAACGACCCAGUGACCUCUGCACUGCACAUCAUCGUGGGAGACUCGCAGCCAAUGGAUGUGUGCUCGGUUCACCACAACAACACCUUCCUGCGAUACUCUGUUUCCCUACUUGGAUACGGUUUCUACGGCGAUGUGCUAACUGACAGUGAGAGGAAGAGAUGGAUGGGACCAGCCAGAUACGACCUCUCAGGUGUGAAGAUGUUCCUGACUCAUCAUUACUAUGAAGGAACAGUGUCCUACCUGCCGGCCAGAGGCAUCGUAGGAACGCCACGUGACACCGCCAAGUGUCGAUCUGGCUGUGUGGUUUGUCAGCACAACGGGCAGCUACUUUCAAAGAGAGCUGAGAAUUACACAAUGGAUGAAGACAGCGAGAGUGAUGGCGAGUGGAGGACAAUCCGAGGGAAGUUCUUGGCUAUAAACGCUGCCAGUAUGAGCUGUGCUUGUCCUCGCAGCCCCAAAGGCCUCUCACCUGCUGCUCACCUGGCCGACGGCACCACCGACCUCAUCCUGGUCCGAAAAUGUUCCCGCUUCGACUUCCUCAGACACCUCCUCCGACACACCAGCAAAGAUGACCAGUUUGACCUGACCUUCGUUGAGGUCCACCGGGUGCGGCGUUUCCGCUUCACACCACGUUACUGCCAGACCGACUCAGACCUGGAGCUGGACCUGCGAGAGAAUGGCAAACGCCAGAUCUUCAGCCAGAUAUGCCGAGACCAUCCGGCUUGCGGCUGUGCCCCCGCCUACAGCAGCUGGAACUGCGACGGCGAGAUUCUGACCCACACGGCCAUCGACGUCCGCGUGCACUGCCAGUUGAUCAAGCUGUUUGCACGAGGGAUCGAAGAACCGACGGUGUUCGAGGAUCUCACCAACCCCUGUGCAAUAUAGACCCACGCCCCCAUUAUUCCCUGUCAGACACUGGAGUCGUCACUGUGUCUUCAGCCUCUGCCUACAUCACUUCUGCUGCUGCCAUCAUGGGACACAUCGUUCAGCAGUACGGCGAAAAACCAAGAAAUUGUUUCCUCACAGACAGGAUGUGAUGUGUAGUUUAACUAAAAUGCCGUGAAUACCUUUAAAUCUAUUCUUUGGAAACUAUUAGGAUAUAAUCAGGAAAAUAUUGACCCAGAGAGUAAAGCUUCACCCUCACAUUUGUUGAGGUUGUUGUUUUGAUGCGAACAGAUGAAUGGUUGCCGGGUGUCUGGCACCUGAUUUAUUUUUAAUAUUGAACAGUUCUGAAAGUGCCGUUUGAUAAUAUUUUCCCCCAUAAUCCAGAGACCAUGACUCCAUGAUGUUACCUUGAGGUUACAAAUGUUGCCUGUUAGAGUAACAAAAUGUGUAAAAAGCUGCUGUAGGUGGAAAACGCAAGAUGGACUAUUGUCCGAAAAGCUUGUUGUGUCUCGGUCUUGUAGGUGCCUGAGAUUGGAUUUGUUUUGGUCUGGUGGGGGAUUUUAUUAAACAGAAGAGGCAGAAGCAGACAGGAGGAGAAAGAGGGGUAUGACAUGCAACAAAGGCUGGAAUUAAACCGGCUACAUUCUUACUUGUUACAGACUUCAGAUGUUUUCUUACUAGACUGAAGAGGUCAGCUGUUCUCUAUUAUCUUGGACUCUCAACUGUAGUCCUGGUGCAGAUAAGAACAGACUGAGAGUUUUUGUAUUUAUUCAGCUUAUAAGUAGAUUGGAGAUUGUUACAUAAAUUAUAGCUUAUUUGCACUUUUUAAAUAGUUGUAAUUAUUUUGAAUAAUCAAAACUUAUCUUGGAUUUUGAAUGGUCUGUUACAUGUUUUAAGGAUGCCAGACACCUGCCAGCCAUUCCUACAGUCAUGUGAUCAUUAGGGAUCAGGGAUGGAUUCUCAUUCACAUGAGUAGAAAGUAAAUCCGCUGCACAUGUUCAGUACAGAAAAUAAUGCUGACAGGAGAUUUAUUUUCCACUAUUGAAGCAUCCCAAUUAUUCAGCUGCAAGAAGGUUUCUGUUACAUUAUGCUUCUCAAACAGGUCCAUUAGAAUAAACUCCAGUACUCCAUGUUUCUCACGUGUCUCAGGAAGAUCUGAGCUCACUUGUAACUAUGAAAUUGUAUUUUUACAUAUUUCAAUUCCCAGCAAUUUAGGAAAAAAUCUUACAUUUUAAUUCUAGUGAAGAAAAUCUUGUGCCAGUCAAGCUGGUCGUGGCUGAGCAAGCUGAGCAGCGCACACAUGAAUGUUUUCAUCUUUCAAUCUUCCAUUUCCGCUUGUUAUGCAAAUGAGGUCAGCUGGAGUAAACACAGAAUACAAAUCUGAUCAAGUGCUAAAGAGAACGAGAAGUACUGCUUUAACACCAGUGUUUUAAACAGCAGAUAUUCUGACUUCUCAAUGAGUUGAAGGCAUAGCUGUAACUUUAAAUUACAUACAAGAUUAAAAUAAGAUUCACAUACAACAAAAGACCAAACCAAUACUGAAGCAGUGGUGCCCAAGCUGGGGGGUCAGGAAACUGUUUUGUCCAGACAACUAUUUGAUUGAUUGAAAUAAAAGUUAAUAUUAACAUCCACUUUCCUCUUAUUACAAAUUGUAAUAACUGAUCAUCCUCUUUUCAUGUAGUGCCACCAUCAAGUCAAAUGUUAAUUUGAAUUGGUCCAAUACUUUGGUUUGAGACCAAAUACCAUUCCUGUCCUCCUCGGCUGUAGCAUGUUAACACACUAAACUAAGGUGGUGAACAUCUAAUGGCUAAACAUUAGCAUGUUUUGUCAUUGUUACCGUUGAGCUCAAAGCACCACUGUGUCUAAGUAUAGCUUCACAGAAGUUUAUGUCGUAAUAAUUAAAAUAAAACAAUCUGGACUGGAAUCUAGACAUAUGCAAGCUGUGACGAGGGCUCAUAAGUAGACAUAGCUUUGUUUUUAGAGGUCACAGUUCAAAAAGGUUGGAAUGGCUGCAAUAAAGGGUAUGGACGGGCCUCUCCGAGUACACAGUUUUUAAAUGUUUAACCACAGAUAGAAACAUUUUUGUGUAUAAAUGAAUCAGUCUCACUGUGAAGGAUCAUUUAACUUGCUAGUUACAAAACUCGGUUUGGACUUUUAUUGUGUUGUAUGGAAGGUUCACAUUAUUGAUUUGAACUUGUGACGGAAGCUGCACUGUAAUGUCCAGUGUUGAUAUUCAACCACCAGCAUGUUCAGUGUAGAGUCUUUUUCAUUUUUGAAUCUUUGUAGGUAAGUUCACAGUGGACGGCUCUGAGCAUGUCGUAGCCUGAUGUUAAUUGUCUCUGUAGCAGCUGCUUUUUGGUGUCCACAAAAUACAAUCUACAUGUAGCAGCACCAUUAAUGUUAUUUUUCCAUAUUCUUUAAUAAUAUGAUUCAUAGCAAAGUUGCAUUUACUUCACUAAGCCUCAGGAUGGCAAUGUCCAUCAGUUCUGUCCACAUAUCUGUUUAAAUUAUCAUAAAAUGGCCUGAUCUCAAGAGGAUGAACCCUUUAGACUGUAAUUAUCCAUUGACCUUACAUCUAGCGCCAUCCUCAGGACAAACUGUACAGUUUUGCUCCACUACCGGUAUGGCACUAAGGAUCUCAAACUCAUCAAAACAUUGCAGCUUCCAAAUAGAUUUGAAUGAAUAUGAUUGUCUCCAUUUAAUCCACCUGAAACUCUGUCAGUGUUUUGGAAAAUAAUUUGAACUGACCUUGAGAUGAACCGGACAGGAAGUUGAGUAUCAGCACUGGACUGUCACAGUGUAGAUUCUGUUUGUUUGUUGUCCAGCAGUCCUGUUUCCUCUCUGCUAAUGUUAACACAAACUGACAGAGGAGGGAACCAGUAGCCGCUCACGGUGCUCUAAAACAUCAGCUUUCAGCUUUCUUCUGAGCUCAAUCUGACCAAAUACCAGCCGGGGUUUAAUGAUGUAGCUGUCUGUAUGUGACAGUUUGAGCUUCGCCUAGAGGUCUUCAGAGGUCCAAAAUCUUGGAUACCUUACAGACCUGAUUAGACUGACAGUAAUGUGAACCCGGCCCUACUUGGGUCUCAGGUCAAACCUCAGUUAGUAGGAACCUAGUGGACCUGUGAAGAUCUUUAGCUCAGCUGUCUGUCUUAUGUUGAUUUAUCUGUCACUGUUGUAUUGAUGUACAAUCAGAGUCUGAAUGUUUGCUGUAAAACCCCCGAACAGUACCAACCAAAUGUGUUAAAUGCGCACACACAGAGGUCGACUGAUGACAGAUGACUAAAGUGGAGUUUAGGAGAGGGUACAAAUUUACAUUUAGCGAGCUGUUACUAUUAAUUAAACCAGAAACUAGCUGAUUCAUUUGCAUGUUUUCAUGAAAUAGACAUUGCUGGAAGCUUUGUGACGUAGUAAAUACUUGGCCAGCUAUGGUAGCUGGUGAGCUGACCGCUAACAUGCUAUUUAGCCAAGAACAUGCUGGUCCUAGCCAGCCAUAAUAGCCCACAUAGCUAGCUCAGUUGCUAACAUGCAGUAGCUAACCUGUCCAACCAGCAAAGUUAGCUGGUUUUCUACUAGCUAAUGUCGCUUUCAUAAAUCGUACAGACUGAAAACUCCUGGUCACACCAGAAAGAGGCACACUGGCCGUAGGACUGUACAUCAUUUUAUUCAACAAAGAGUUGACAAACUCUGCAUUCAGCAAUGGGACGAUGAACUCACACAUUUGUACCAUCGACUCUAGUCUCCUAAUUGUCUAUAAACCGUAUCUGUUGUGGAACAGUUUAUACUGUGACAGCGGAAGUUUAAUAAAACUGGUUGGGGACACACAGCCAACAAGCUAAGCUAAGUCAGCACAUGACGUAUUUUAGCAUGGCCUACCCAGAAGUGGGAAAUUAACUGGCAUAUUUUGUGUCAUACAACAAAAGGUGAAAACCUUAUUUCAAGCAUUUGUCAAUGGUCGACACUGUCAAGACGGUUUGAAUGUGAUCAUCAGCACGGCUCUGCAUGUCAAAGUUAAGAGUCUAUGCAAAGGCUUCUCACAAAUUAAUUUAACUCCCAAUAGCGAAUCCACUAAUUGCAGAUAUAACUAUAAUUGACAUUAAAUGUUGCUGAUAUAAAUGCUGUGACUGGGACCAAGCGCGAUUGUAACAGGUAGAAUUACAGAUAUAACCAAGUCAUCUCUAGUGUCGUGUUAGGUAUUUCACAAACAACAUGUAGAACAUGAAGAAUUAAGGACUAGUACUGCAAAUAAUGAUUAGUCUUAAUUGUCUUUCUGAUUAGUUAUCGCUACAAUUUCAAAAUAAACAUUAUGUCCAAAGUGAUUUUUCAUUUCUUUCUUAAUUUUUUUAAUUCAAAAAAGACAUCUAGCUCUGUGAAGCAUUAGUUUCUCCCAAUUUAAACCUCUCCAGCUAAUAGGGAGUAUUUUCAACACUGUAGUUUAAUCUGACGCUGGAAACUAAUUUGAGCUAGUGAAUCAGUCGACCUCUAGUUGUAAUCUGAGCUGUAACUGAUCUUUACCUUUUGCUGUAGCUGUUUCAUUAUCAGGAAUUAAAAAUGUAUUCAAC